This is a messenger RNA of Vollenhovia emeryi, 2463 nucleotides long. RefSeq names its product succinyl-CoA ligase [GDP-forming] subunit beta, mitochondrial (gene ScsbetaG). The record is from RefSeq and is a predicted model, not a curated record. The transcript has 6 exons. Gene Ontology annotation, molecular function: succinate-CoA ligase (GDP-forming) activity; ATP binding. Gene Ontology annotation, cellular component: succinate-CoA ligase complex; mitochondrion. Gene Ontology annotation, biological process: succinyl-CoA metabolic process; tricarboxylic acid cycle. Lineage: Eukaryota; Metazoa; Arthropoda; Insecta; Hymenoptera; Formicidae. Bases 317 to 1594 code for a protein of 425 amino acids.
UUACUAUGUCUAUGGCCGCGACUCGCUACUUUGCUCCCGCCUCUUCAUUCGAAGUCGCGAACGCGUGAUUAGUAAUUACGCGCGAUAGACAAGUUCAGUUGGUUCAGCCGAUAGGUCGCGAUAGGCGGUCAAUUAUCUCGUCGAAGCACUAGUAAUGUCGAGAUAACGCUAUUGAUUGCGAUGCCCGGCGACGAGUGCAAAGAGAGAGAUUAGUCGCCUAAGACCGUCGGCGCCGGUCGUGACUCGGAACCAGCGUGGCUAGCAGCCCUCCUCCUUUUCCUUCGUUCGGCGUGCCGGAAAUCUUGCAAGUUUAACCAUGCUGCGAGUGCUGCUCGGCCGCUCGAUGCGCUCGGCGCGGCUGCUCGGGAGGAGCACGGAGAUGGUCCGCGUGUCAUGCGCGAGGCACCUGAACCUGCUGGAGUACCAGAGCAAGGAGCUCCUGCGCGACUCCGGCGUGUCGGUGCAGAACUUCGCCAUCGUCGACGACCUAACCAAAACGAGCUGCGCCUUGGAGAAGCUACAAGCCGGUGAAUUUGUUAUUAAGGCCCAGGUCUUAGCUGGUGGCCGCGGCAAAGGCUGGUUCGAUAAUGGAUUCAAGGGAGGUGUACAUCUUACCAAAGACCGCGACGCCGUUGCAAAUUAUGUGAAGAAUAUGUUAGGUCAUCGACUCAUCACUAAACAGACUUCAAAGGAUGGCAUAUUGGUGCAGAAAAUUAUGAUAGCCGAGUCGGUGGAUAUCGCGCGUGAGACUUACGUCUGUAUUCUCAUGGAUCGUCAGCACAACGGGCCAGUGCUAAUAGCGUCUCCAGCUGGUGGAAUGGAUAUCGAGGCAGUUGCAGAGAAACAUCCGGAACAAAUCAAAACCGUCCCCUUGGACAUUUAUCACGGGAUCGAUGAUGAAAUAGCAAAGGAUGUGUGCACCUUCCUGGGAUUCUCUGAGACGGAUAUUCUUAAUAAAGCCAUGUACGAAUUGAAAAAUCUAUGGAAGCUAUUUGUGGAUAUUGACGCCCUGCAAGUUGAAAUAAAUCCGUUGGUGGAGACGACGGACAAGCAAGUGGUAGCGGUAGAUGCAAAAAUCGCCUUCGACGAUAAUGCGCAAUUUAGACAGCGAGACCUAUUUGCCUUAGAAGACGUCAGCGAGAAAGAUCCCAGAGAAGUGGACGCGUCGCGAUUUAACUUAAAUUACAUUGGUAUGGAUGGUAAUAUAGGAUGUCUAGUAAAUGGAGCUGGCCUAGCUAUGGCUACAAUGGAUAUUAUCAAAUUAAAUGGAGGAUCACCAGCUAAUUUCUUGGAUGUUGGCGGUAAUGUGAAAGAAGACCAAGUUUUCCAGGCGUUUAGAAUUCUCAGUGAAGAUCCAAAGGUUAAAGUCAUUCUCGUUAACGUUUUUGGAGGUAUCGUGAAUUGUGCAACGAUAGCAAAAGGAAUUAUCGCAGCCUCGCGAAAUUUAGGACUUAAAAUACCGCUGGUUGUAAGAUUGGAAGGUACUAAUGUGAUAGAAGCCAAGAAAGUUCUGUCCGAAUCUGGAUUGCCCAUUCUCACAGCGAAUAAUUUGGAUGAGGCGGCGAAAAAAGCGGUAAUCUCUGUAAAAACAUAAUCGUAUCAGUAUGACUGUAUGCUAUCGACUCAUAUUUGUCUAAGACUGGAAAUCAGUUCUUCUAAUGUAAAGAAACAAUAACUUGACGCGAACAAGGGGUAGGGAAUUGUUUACGAACGUCGUUUCUUUUUAUAACAAGACGUUCCGUGCGCAUACUGUUAUAUCGAUUACUUUCUAUGUCAUGUGACUUACGUAGUAAACGUAUUCGCAUAAGUUCAAAUACGCAUCUACAGUGCUGCAUAUUGUUAUAUACUGUUGUUGAACUUUGUCUUCGAUUCAAUCAUCAUUCAUAGUGGAACGUACAUUCCGAUUGCACUUCUGUUAAUAUCGGAUUAAUAUCGCUAAGAUAAGCAGCUGUUUUUGUUAUUCUAUAAAGAGGUAAAAGAUUGUAUUGUUUCUAGAAUUUUAAAACUCAUUUCAAUUCUGUUAAAACGAGAUCGGUAUGUGUAUAUUAUUGUGUUGCGUUAUGUUUACGUACUGUAAUUGAAAUCGCUGAUUGAGACAUUUAACGUAUAUGAAUUGUAGAGUAGUGGUGAAUGCAUAUAUAGGUUCUGGCUUAUUGUUAGUCUCGAGCUCAAGUUGUUCUUCAACAUUUAUUUUGUAGCUAAUUCAGAUCGAUGACGUAGGAUUUCCGUUUGCUUGUUAUUAUUUCAUUAUAAUUUACAUGGUUAAUUUAUUAGGUAACUGUAUGAUUUGUUUUUAUGAGCCACUAUUAAAUAAUGAACAAACUAUUGCAUUAGUCCGCGUAAUUGAAUCCGGCAACAUUUAUUGAAUUGCUCCUGCAUGUAUAUACCAUAUGUGUACGUCCGAUUUUAUAUCCUUUAUUUAGUUUUGUAAUUAUGUUGUAAAUAGAUAAAUUUUUAUUUAAA